GGAAAUAUUCUCCAAUCAAGGCACAGUCAGAUGUUCGUUCGGAUAACGGGAACUUAAAGUGUCUCCUAGUUGCUCUCAACGUUUAGAGAAUAGACUGCUACCUUGACUGUUUUCCAUGGUAGCUGAUGGCGACCCAAGCACAUCGUUUCCCAUUGAAAACCCACCUCAGUAUGGGUGAAUUCGACGAAAUCAACGGCUCUCCUUCUGAGGAGAGUCUACUUUCGUCUUCGUUGUCUGGGUAUAAGGAUGAGAAUGUGGAACAUGCUCGGAAGUCAUGUCAGCACAAGUGUUUCUGGACUGUCGUAUUUGCUUUCGGCUUGUCGGUAAUGCUGAAUCUCGGACUGCUCGGCCAUUUGUUCUACAGAAGUGAGCAACCAAGGCGGGCAACUUGGAAUCAAUUGAGCUCAGCCAAGAGUUCGUUUGCCCUCUAUUCUCCUGCUAAUGAUGCUAUUGAGUAUCAAUUGACCAAAUUUGCGAGCUCGGUAGAAGGAGGCGAAAGCGAUUUCCAGGGAAGGCCUUCGAUGAAAACCAAUCAGGCUUGGCAGAGUUUGUACGAAAACAUGUUCACGCACAUCACGGAAGAAGAGGCACGAAUGCUACCAAAUAAGACUGCACCCGAACUUGAGUCUGAGGGGAGCGGAUACCUAGUCGUCCUCAAUGUCUUCCACGAUCUACAUUGCAUGGAUAACAUUCGGAAGGGGCUCUACUACUUCCUCGAACCGCAAUGGAACACCACACAUAACCCAUACCUCUUAUACCCAUCACCUGAAGCGGCGCUUGAAGAUCGCGGGGGCGAUCACUUAAGUAUUACGCACCUAGACCAUUGCAUAGACUCACUCAGGCAGUCAAUUCAGUGCACGGGAGAUGUUGUACCAAACGUUUUCCAAUACAGUCUAGAAUAUGGUGAUGUUAGGGCUCGCUCUACUGUUGUGCACGAGUGUCGUAAUUUCAGCAGGAUUCAGGAGUGGGCUGCUCAGCACCACGUCCCAGGCCCUUUCAAAGACUUUGGUAAAGGCCCCGAGCUCAGAAAGUGUGGCAUUGACGACCCGUGGGCUUGUUUGUAUAAAUAGAUUUCAGAUAGUUUCUCUACGCAAGCUUGUUGUCUUAUUCAUUGUGAAGUUUGUUCAGUAACUCCAAAGUUGCAGUAAAUGUCGCAACACUGAACCAACUGCAUAGCGGGAUCUACCAGGGAGGGGGUGGGCACCACAUCCCUGCACCCCUUGCACAACGAGGACCCAGUCCAUAGGUGGUAACUAGCCCAACUAGGAAGCUGGGAUUGAGGUUCGCGCCUCAGCCCAGGCGGCUUGCCCUGCAUUUUAUGUUAGUACUUUAGCAAGGGCUAUUGGCUGUGUGCUUACAAAACAGUUAACCUUCCCUCUUACAUACUUUUCUUGGCACGCACUGUUAGUGCGUACGCAUGCACAUCACCAAAAUCCUUAACAACACCAAUUAC
This is a messenger RNA of Colletotrichum navitas, 1453 nucleotides long. RefSeq lists its product as uncharacterized. The record is from RefSeq and is a predicted model, not a curated record. NCBI's taxonomy places the organism in Eukaryota, Fungi, Ascomycota, Sordariomycetes, Glomerellales, Glomerellaceae. Gene Ontology annotation, biological process: mycotoxin biosynthetic process. The transcript is spliced from 4 exons. The annotation marks the transcript as partial.